This is a messenger RNA of Rhagoletis pomonella (apple maggot), 1457 nucleotides long. RefSeq names its product protein UBASH3A homolog. Lineage: Eukaryota; Metazoa; Arthropoda; Insecta; Diptera; Tephritidae. The record is from RefSeq and is a predicted model, not a curated record. Gene Ontology annotation, molecular function: protein binding.
AGAAAAAGCCUUGGCUGCAACUGGUAACAGAGGAGUUCAAAUCGCUUCCGAUUGGUUGCUUGCUCACGUAAAUGAUUCUACAUUAGACGAAAGUAAUCCCCGUGAAUACAUUUUGUAUGCGUGCCCGACUGGACCUUUUCUACAACAGCUGGAAGAAUUUUGGAAUAAGUCGCGCAUAGUGUGCGGUUGGAAUGGUGCUCACAACUACGUACCACAUAUCACAUUGGUUUCAUUUUUCAAGGCUCCGGAUGAGAGUUCACUGCAAUUAUCCAAAGCUCUAAAACAGGUUGUUGACAUGAGUGGGGCCCUUCUAGAUCGACCCCUAAAGUUGGAGCCUUAUAUGAGUCAGAAUUUUAUGGGUUUCUUUGUAGCGGAAGAGGACGCCAACUAUUUAAAACGACUAUCCCUGCAAUACGUUAAGGAGGUGUCCAAUUCAAUCAUAAGCGACACGUAUGAGCAGCUCGAUGCAAUAGUCGCUUGCUUCCCAUGGUGCGGUGCUGUUUCAUCCGGUACACGUUGUAUACCUCGUAGUAGUCGAUCUAUAUCUUUGGAGCCGCACGUUAAAUCGUUGCAUCUGACUCUAGCAUAUCAGUUUCCGCAGAAUCAGUUUAAUGCACUUAAAAGCUUAGUGGAAUCGCUAGAUGCGUCCUGUGCAUCCAACUGGGAGCUGCGUCUGUAUUCUCGCGACCCUCGGCUAGCCACUAAACAAGUGCACAAAGUGGUGUAUCCCCACAGUCCACAUGAAAUCGAUGAACUGGAGUUGCGCAUCGGCGAUUACAUUUAUUUGAAUACAGAUGCAGUCGACAACUCGUGCGAUGGCUGGGCCGAGGGUAUUUCAUGGCUAACCGGCAGCUCCGGACAUUUACCUGUAAAUUACACGGAACGAACUGCCGAGUCAGAUGCGUGGACAUUGCAUCGUAUUGUGCAGUUAUCCAAAUCGAUGACACCAUCACUAAUAUCUGCCGACGAAAUUGAUAUUGUUGACGGGCGGAGCAUUUCCACUGAAGCUGAGGAGCAGCAAAGGGAUUUGCAUCAUCAAAUUGGUCUUCCUCACGAACUAAUUGACGGCUCGGUAUUUAAUGAGGACUCUGAAAAUAGCGUGGAAAAAUAUUUACGUAAAACUCUGCAACCUUGCUUGGAUUUGCCAUUACUGCAAAGUGUGAACAGCCAAACAACUCAUAAUAGCAGCCAUCAGUCACAAUCUCAACAGGCUAGUCAACAUACAGUGCAACAGCAGAUCAAACAGCAAGAUACGCCGAGUUUAGAAAUGAAUGUGCCAGAUGUGGCUAAACGGUUAGGGGACAUGGACAUAAUGGUGGAACCGAUGGGUGUUGCAGCACCAAAUGCUGAUGACACGCUCAGUAUGGAUUCGGAGCGUUCACACGAGGCUGCGAGCCUUGAAGUAGCACCGGUGAAAUGUCGUCGGAUAUACAUAAUGCGACAUGGAGAGCGUGUGG